Molecule: messenger RNA, 4278 nt
Organism: Gymnodraco acuticeps
Lineage: Eukaryota; Metazoa; Chordata; Actinopteri; Perciformes; Bathydraconidae
Exons: 2
Coding region: 1-4278 (1425 amino acids)
Molecular function (GO): zinc ion binding; nucleic acid binding
Source: RefSeq, a predicted model, not a curated record
AUGGAAGUCAGCCUAGCUGAAUCUGAUGCAAAAAUGAAAGUCCUGGAGCACUUUGAGACUGGUUCACAAAAUCCAACACAAGAAAAAUAUGAUGGCAUGAAUGACUAUUUAAAGGACUACAGAUUAAAAACACAUAUGUCAAUGGAUGCAGAGCCGUCUCCAAUUUCCUUUGCUGAGUUCGGAUCCAUUCCCAAGACACCACUUCAAAGGCUUAUACACCAACAACCAAGACCACCAGAAAAUAUUGAUAAUGCAAAUCAAAGCUCUCAACAAACAGCUAGAGAUGCAGGAAUUACAGGGACAAAUACUAAUGACAAUUUCCUGACUGUGAUGCAAAGACAAAAUGACAUUGUUAAUUUACUUGUACUUCAACAAAAACAAGCAUCACUGCCCACUAGGGAAAUCCCAGUCUUUGAUGGCAAUCCCCUGAAUUAUCAAAUAUUUGUGAGGGCAUUUCAACAUAGCAUUGAGGAGAAAACCACCAGUAACCAGGAUCGAUUAUAUUACCUGGAACAAUAUACUUCGGGAUCCUGCAGGGAACUGGUGAGAAGCUGCCUUCACAUGGAUGCUAAUAGUGGCUUUGCUGAAGCUAAGAGACUGCUAAAAGUGCAUUUUGGAGAUGAGCUCAAGAUAGCAAGCGCAUAUAUGGGAAAAGCACUCAACUGGAACACUAUAAAGGCAGAGGAUGGAAAGUCACUGCACUGUUAUGCACUUUUUCUGAGAGGCUGCUGUAAUGCAAUGAGGGAUCUGCAGAACAUGGAGGAGCUGGACCUGCCAUCCAACCUACGGCUCAUUCUUUCAAAGCUACCUUACAAACUAAGGGAGAAGUGGAGAACAGCAGCUUGUGAUAUUCUGGAGCGGAGCCAUGAAAGAGCAAGAUUACCUGACCUUGUUGUAUUUAUUGAAAGACAAGCUAGAAUACUUCAAGACCCUCUCUUUGGUGACAUUCCCGAUCAACUUAACAGUACAAAGGCGGCUUUCAAGACCAAGACUCUUGUUGAUCCAUAUCGAAAUAAGAGCAAAGGGAGCAGUUUUGCAACCACAGUGGCUAUAGUGUCAGACAGGCGUGCAGAGAAACUCAAAGAAGACAAAUAUCCUGUUAAAAGCUACAUUUCCUCCACUAACAAUGACACCUCAUGUACUUUUUGUACAAGUAAACAUCCUUUAGCUGAAUGCCAUAAAAUACAUUCAGUAUCUCAUGAAGCUAAAAUUGAGUUUCUGAAAGAGAAGGGACUAUGCUUUGGCUGCCUGAAGGUGGGGCACUUGAGCAGGAACUGUAACAGGAGAAUGACCUGUCAAAUCUGUCAUGCUAAGCACCCAACUAUUCUGCACAUUAAAAGAUCUUCAAAGCCUGAAACUGAGAACUUUAAACAUGGUAAGGCAGAGCAGCAGAGUGGGGGAGCAAGGCCUGAUGAGACAUCCAUCAGCAGUGCUCUUGUUUCAGUAGGAGAAGGUGAAGGAAUCGGGGCUGGUAAAGACAGCAUACUUGCCAUAGUGCCAGUGAAGGUGAAACUCUGCCAUGGAAAUAAAAGCAUACUGACCUAUGCAUUCCUGGACCCUGGUAGUACCGACACAUUUUGCACAGAAGGGCUCAUGAGGCGGCUUGGUGCUAGAGGACGGAGAACUGAAGUCCUUCUUCAAACGAUGGGAACAGAGAAAACAGUCAGGAGUUUUGAGGUAACAGGUCUAGAAGUGGGACAUAUGGAAGAUGGCACAUAUAUAAACUUGCCCAAGGUUUACACUCAGAACAAAAUCCCUGUUACCAAAAGAAACAUUCUCACCCAGGCGGACCUCAAGAAAUGGCCUUAUCUGCAGGACAUCCAAAUAAAAGAAAUAGAUGCUGACGUGGGACUUCUUAUUGGAGUAAAUACUCCAAAGGCUAUGGAACCAUGGAGAGUUAUAAAUAGCCAAGGAAAUGGCCCAUAUGCAGUGAAAACACUGUUAGGAUGGGUCGUUAAUGGUCCACUUAAUGCUACCACAGAUCUGGAUGAUGAAACCCCUGUGGCAUUAGUGAACAGGAUCUCAAUUGUUCACCUUGAGAAGCUAAUUGAAAGACAAUAUAUUAACGACUUUCCAGAGAAAGAGUAUGAAGAGGAAAGACAAAUGUCAGCUGAUGACCGAAAGUUCAUGCAGAUUGUAUCAAGCUCGGUUUCUCUUAAAGAUGGCCACUACAAUUUACCUCUUCCUCUAGAUAAUCCAAACAUUAUCAUGCCAAACAACCGCCAAAUGGCAGAGCAACGAGCAAUGUCACUAAAAAGGAAAUUCCAGAAGGAUCAGACCUAUGCAGCUGAGUAUAAAGGCUUUAUGAGUGACAUUAUCAAAAAAGGAUAUGCAGAGAAAGUACCAUCGGACGAUCUACAUGUGGAAAACGGCAAAGUGUGGUAUAUACCCCAUCAUGGUGUCUAUCAUAAACGUAAAAAAACGAUCCGUGUGGUCUUUGAUUGUGCAUCAUCCUAUAAAGGCAAAUCCCUCAACAGUGUACUCCUUCAGGGCCCUGACUUGGCAAACUCAUUGAUUGGUGUUCUACUCAGGUUCCGUCAAGAGCCCAUCGCCAUUAUGGCAGAUAUUGAGGGGAUGUUUCACCAAGUGCGUGUAAACGAGGAGAACAUAAACUUGCUGAGAUUCCUGUGGUGGCCUGAAGGAGAAACCAGCACAAAUCUGGAGGAAUACCGGAUGAGGGUCCAUCUCUUCGGAGCUGUUUCCUCUCCAAGCUGCGCAAACUUUGCAUUGCGAAGAACAGCUGAGGACAACUGUGGCAAAUUUGAUGGAGAAGUGGCAGAAACAAUCAAAUCAAAUUUCUAUGUGGAUGAUUGCCUCAAGUCGCUAGCAAGAGAAAAUCAAGCUAUAAGCCUUAUUAGGUCUCUCAGAGAAAUGUGUUCCCUUGGUGGAUUCAAACUGACGAAAUGGAUAAGUAAUAGUCGAGUGGUGCUAGAAUCCAUCCCUGAUGAAGACAAGGCUAAACAGGGGAAAAACUUGGAUCUGGACAGGGAUAAGCUGCCACAUGAAAGAGCACUAGGGAUGUACUGGGACAUUGAAAAUGAUAUAUUCAGUUUCCGUGUGACUGUGAACAACAAAACCCUUACAAGAAGGAGUAUACUUUCCACUGUCAGCUCUGUGUACGAUCCUCUUGGUCUUCUCGCCCCUUUCAUAUUGAAGGCAAAGCAAAUACUUCGAUUACUCUGUAAAGCCCAAUAUGGAUGGGAUGAAGAAAUUCAGGUGGAACUCUCAAAACCAUGGCAGAAAUGGCUCAAGGAUUUAGACCAGCUGGCAAGAUUCCAAAUUGACAGGUGUGUAAAACCCAAGAACUUUGGAAGAGUGAAAACUGCACAGCUACACACCUUUUGUGAUGCAAGUGAAGAAGGAUACGGUACCGCAAGUUACCUGAGAUUCACCAAUGACAUGGAGGAGGUACACGUAGCCUUUGUGAUGGGAAAAUCAAGAGUUACCCCACUAAAAGUCAUGACAAUUCCAAGGUUGGAACUCACUGCUGCUACAUUGGCUGCACGAAUGGACAAAAUGCUCCGAUCAGAGCUACAAGGAGAGCUUUUGGAAUCAGUAUUGUGGACUGACAGCCAGUCAGUACUGAAAUAUAUUCGAAACAGGACUAAGAGGUUCCACACUUUCGUGGCAAACCGGAUUGCCGUUAUUCAUAACCUCACAAAAGUGAACCAGUGGCGGUUUGUAGACACCAAAAACAACCCCGCUGAUGACGCUUCAAGAGGACUGAGCAUUGAAUCCUUUUACAGUUCAAAAGGAUGGCUUCAGGGUCCAGAAUUCUUGAAGAAAUCUGAAGCACAGUGGCCAAGUAUUCCAAAAGAACUUGGUUCUCUCCUUCCAGAUGACCCUGAAGUACGCAAAGAAGCGAUUGUCACCAGCAUUGUCACAUGUAAGAUGGAAAAAACUCCAACAAGUAAGCUCUUGGACUAUUAUUCUUCAUGGAAUGACCUAAAAAGAGCUGUUGCAUGGAUAAUGAAAUUAAAGACAAUCCUCCUGCAGAUGAGAGAAAAAAGAAAAGAUGACUCCACUGAUCUUGGAGCAAGGCAGGAUAAACGAAAGAGACUGAAGGAUCAGAUGCUUCUGCUCAAUAUGCCUACAGCUAAUGCACUAAGACUUUCAGUAGAGGACACAGAAACUGCUGAAAAAGCCAUUAUUUGCCACGAGCAGAGACAGCAUUUCAAAGAGGAAAUUGCCUUGCUGGAAAAAGGAAAACAGUGCAAUAGAGGAAGCUCCCUAUACAAGCUGGACCCUAUCAUUGAUGCCGGGCUUCUGAGAGCAUAG